Messenger RNA from Peromyscus californicus insignis, 5361 nucleotides. RefSeq names its product MOK protein kinase (gene Mok). Gene Ontology annotation, molecular function: ATP binding; protein serine/threonine kinase activity. The coding region runs from base 4109 to 5116 and encodes 335 amino acids. The transcript is spliced from 11 exons. Gene Ontology annotation, biological process: intracellular signal transduction; protein phosphorylation. The record is from RefSeq and is a predicted model, not a curated record. Gene Ontology annotation, cellular component: nucleus; cytoplasm. Lineage: Eukaryota; Metazoa; Chordata; Mammalia; Rodentia; Cricetidae.
ACUUGCAUGGACAGCCUUUACAUUUUUUGAUAAGCAGAAAAUGAACAAGAAGAUAAUAAUUCUGUAAAGUCUGUGGUUCAUGAUGGGGGCAGACACUGAACCUGGGGCCUCAUGCAUGCUAGACAGGCACUCUACCAACUGAAUAGCAUCCCCCAACCCCCAGAUUCACAUCUCAGCAAUUUAUGAGCAUAGUCUCCUCAUGAUAAAUAAAUAAAUAGCUGGGCGUGAUAGCGCACGCUUUUAGUCCCAACACUCAGGAGGCAGAGGAUCGCUGAUCUACGUGAGUUUGAGGCCAGCCUGGUCUACAAAGCAAGUUCCAGGACAGCCAGAGCUGUUACACAGAGAAAUUCUGUCUCAGAAAAACAAAAACAAACAAACAAACAAAAAACCCAGAUAGGCAUGGUAGUACUCUGGAGGCAGAGGCAGGAAGAUGGUAGCACUCUGGAGGCAGAGGCAGGAAGAUCUCUGCAAGUUCUAGGCCAGCCUGGUCUACAUACUGAAUAACAGGCCAGCUAGGGCUGUAGUAAGACUCUGCCUCAAAAAAUAAUUAAUUAAUUAAAUGAAGAAGAAAAAGAAAGAAAAGAAAUAACAGUAGGUGCUGGUGAGGGUGUAGACAAAAGUGAGUGCUUGUACAUUGUUGGUGGGAAUAUAAAUUAGUCUGGUCACUAUGGAAGUCAGGAUAGAGGUUCCUCAAAAAUAAAUAAAAAAUGAGCCAGGCAUGGUGGCACAGGCCUUUAAUCCCAGCACUUGGAGGCAGAGACAGGCAGAUCUCUGUGAGUUUGAGGCCAGUGUGCUCUACAGAGUGAGUUUCAGACCACCCAGGGCUACACAGAGAAACCCUUUCUCAAAAAACAAACCAACAAACAAACCAACCAAUAGCAAGGACAACAAAAGCCCCACAACUAUAGUAACUACACCUCCCAUACCCAGACACACCACUUGUAGGACUCAGAGUGAACAGGCCAGGGAGACACUCUGCAGCACUGUUUCCAGGAGCGGAGUUAGGGAGCCAGGAUAGAUGUUGGUCAGCAGAAGAGUGGGCAGAGAAGAUGGAGAAGAUGGAGUUUCUAGACAUGAGGUGAUUUUUUUAGCCAUAAAGAACAACAAAGUUAUAUCAGUUGCAAGAGGAAAAUAGAUCCAAUUGGAGAAAAUCAUAUCAAGCAAAUUAAGUUAGUGUCUCAGGAAGACAAGUAUUGCCUGUUUUUCUCAUUCGUGGUUCCUAGAUUUAUAUAGAUCCCUUCAGUUAUAUAUGUAUAUAUGACCCGGAAAUAGAGAAGAACUGUCUGGGGAACUAAUGUGGUGGGGUAGAGAGCAGGGUGGGUGUGGAGGUGUGGGGGAUUGCAGAUGAGUACAGUAUUUGUUUGUGGAGAUACCCUCCCACAGCACAGUACCACCCACAAACUAACAACAGAAAGAGCCUUGGUGACUCCUUCCCCUGGGAACAAGGGAAGAUCAAAGGGUGUGUGUGCAUCCAUUAGUAUGGACUCCAAAGAAAGCUUCCACACAGUUCUUUUGUCCUUCCUUCCACCUGACUCCUUUACUUCCCUUCCCUACCCCAAAAUAUCCCACGUGUUGUCCCUUGGAGGAUGGUCUAGAGGGGUGUUCUUUGGAAUCACAGAUUUUUUUUUCUUUCUUGUUUUUAUCUUUUCAAGACAGCAUUUCUCUGUGUGUAGCCUUAGCUGUCCUGGAUCUUGCUCUGUAGACCAGGCUGGCCUUGAACUCACAGAGAUCCACCUACCUCCGCCUCCAAGUACUGGGACUAAAGGCAUGUGCCACCAACUGCCCAGUGGAAUCCCAGAUUUUUGGUUCUGUUUUGUAGUUAUUUUGUUUAGGUUUGGUUUUGAGACAGAAUCUUAUUGUGUAGCCUUGAAUGCACUGUGUAGACCAGGCUGUCCUGGAACUCAGAGAGAUUCACCUGCCUCUACCUCCUGAAUGCUGGGAUUAAAGGAGUGUGCUACCAUUCAUGGCUGGAACCUCAGUUCUACAGUACAGUAUCUAGAUUAUGUAUAAGGAUUCUGGGACCAAAAAAGUUCAGAACAUGUUAAAGGUAAGCUGUUUCACCGGGGGUGGGGAGUGGUGGGUGGCACAAGCCUUUAAUUCCAGCACUUGAGAGGCAGAGGCAGGUGGAUCUCUGUGAGUUUGAGACCAGCUUGGUCUACAGAGCAAGUUUCAGAACAGCCUAGGCUACACCGAGAAACCCUAUCUUGAAAAAAAAAAAAAUCAAAAAACAACAACAAAAAAAGCUAUUUCCUUUUCUCCUCUUUUUCCUCUUCUUCCCCUGUCUACCCACUUCUUCUUUCUUCUUCUGCUGACAGGGCCUCAUGCACCCCAUAAAUAGCUGAACUGAUUGUACAACCAAGAAUCACCUUGAACUCCUGAUCCUUCUGCCUCCACACUCCAAGUGCUAGGAUUUCAGGCAUGCAUCAUCAUACCCCCCUUUUUAUUUUGUAAGGUUUUGGGGGGGACUUUUGAUACCAACUUUAAAUUCUGGCCCUCUAGGAGGGACUAGGGUGGGCCUGUUUCUGAAGCAUUUUAGACAUAGAAUUUCCUUGCAAACAUUUUUCAGGGCCAAUGAAAUGGCUCAGCAUGGAAAGGUGCUUGCUGCCAAGCCUGUUAACUUGAGUUCAGUCUAAAUCUGGAAAUCACAUGAUGGUAGACUUUUGACAUAACAUAAGUGCAUGUCCAUGUGCUCAUAUACACAUAUACACAUGCACAAUAGGUGAAUGUAAUAAUAAUAACAAAAAUAAUAAAAAAAUUUUCCUGAUAACCAUGCUCUAUAGAACACAUUAUAGGAAGCUGUGUUUUAAAAGCACUUAAAGAGGGCUGGAGAGAUAGCUCAGCAGUUAAGAUCACUGACUGUUCUUCCAGAGGACCCAGGUUCAAUUCCCAGCACCCACAUAGCAGCUCACAACUGUCUGUAACUCCAAGAUGUGACACCCUCUUCCAGACGUGCAGGUAAAACAUCAAUGCACAUAAAAUCAAUAAAUUAAAAAAAAACAUUUAGGGAGGCACUUUUGCUGUGGUGGAGGAUGUUGGUGGGGCAGGGGAUACUCAGCCAGGGAGCCAUGAGCCUGUAUAAAACUGCACAAAUGCUGAGUGGUUCCUUGAAUGCCUGAAUGCGUCCAUCCAGGUUGUGAACAGCUGCUGCUCUGGGCCUCCUUUUGUACUGCCUGGCCCUCUCACUCAGCACAUCCAGACCUUCCUGAGGGCUGGUGCCAGUUCAGCCUGGCUCCAGACUGUGACCUCUGCUUUUCCUGGUUGUUGUCUUGGGGCACAUGUUGCUAACAUUUUGAAUACUGUGCUGGGUCAAGGGAGGAAACAGGGAAAGGUAGUCAAAGCUAUUCUUCGAUUCUCAUGGUCUUCCACUGUUGGCUCGUGGGAGAGCAGCUUACCACUCAGCCUUCCAGCUGAUGCCUAGCUCUGCCAUGCUGCUAGUUGUGGGAAUUUUCACUGGGUCCUGGGCCUUUUUCUGGGUAACAUCUUUCAUGGCUCAGUAAACUUAUUUCAGAGGAGAAAGCAGAAGUGUACUAAUAUGCUGUUAGGUUUAACUUCUCAGAGUAACUAGACAACAUGCUGAACUUUCCACAUGGGAGAAGUUGGUAGAACAGAACUCAGGCGGCUGACAGGAAGACAGACAUCCCUAGUUUCUUUUGGAGACUCAGAGAAUGAAGUCUCUGGAACAUUGGGUCAUUUGGCUGGGUGUGACACCCCCCUCAUAGCCCCAAAUAGGGUGGUUUCUUGAAAGGGCUCUUCUGUAGCAAUGGCUAGCCUCAUGCCCUUGCACUGGUUUUGGUAGGUGUUCUGGAUGUUGGAUCAUCUGGGCCAUGGUGUCAUCGGAGACCUUUCAGGGGUCUUGGCUGGUCAAACCUGAUGUAUCUUAAUCUGGAACAAAUCCAUAGCCUCUGGCUUUCUGUGGAAAUAAAAGCAGAGCCUCCUUUCCAAAGCAACAUAUCCUUACAUCCAAAUUUUGAAGUCAAGUAUUGAGCAAGUGAACAAUCUGCGAGAGAUACAAGCACUGAGGCGCCUGAAUCCACACCCAAACAUUCUCACCUUGCAUGAAGUGGUUUUUGACAGAAAAUCUGGUUCUCUUGCACUAAUAUGUGAACUUAUGGACAUGAAUAUUUAUGAGCUAAUACGAGGAAGAAGACAUCCAUUAUCGGAGAAAAAGAUCAUGCAUUACAUGUACCAGUUAUGCAGAUCACUGGACCACAUGCACAGAAACGGGAUAUUUCACAGAGAUGUAAAACCAGAAAACAUACUAGUAAAGCAGGAUGUCCUGAAACUAGGGGACUUUGGGUCAUGCCGGAGUGUCUAUUCCACGCAGCCCUACACAGAGUACAUCUCUACCCGGUGGUACCGGGCCCCAGAGUGUCUUCUCACCGAUGGGUUCUACACAUACAAGAUGGACCUGUGGAGCGCUGGCUGUGUGUUCUACGAGAUUGCCAGCCUGCAGCCCCUCUUCCCUGGUGUGAAUGAACUGGACCAGAUCUCAAAAAUCCAUGACAUCAUUGGCACACCUUGUCAGAAGACCCUCACCAAGUUCAAACAGUCGAGAGCUAUGAGUUUUGAUUUUCCUUUUAAAAAGGGAUCAGGAAUACCUCUACUGACAACCAAUUUGUCCCCGCAAUGCCUCUCCCUCCUGCAUGCAAUGGUGGCCUAUGACCCUGAUGAACGAAUCGCGGCUCACCAGGCCCUUCAGCACCCCUAUUUCCAGGUGCAGAGGGCAGCUGAGACACAGACCCUGGCCAAACACAGAAGAGCUUUCUUCCCCAAGUUCCCCAUGGUGCCAGAGUCAUCCAGGAAUAACUGGUCAUUCUCAAAGGAGGGCAGAAAGCAGCAGCCCCUGAGGCAAGAGGAGGGCCAUGCCAGAAGACAAGGGCCAGCCAGCUUGAUGGAGCUGCCCAAACUGAGGCUGUCCGGAGUAACCAGACUGUCGUCAUGUUCCAGCCCUGCACUGCGGUCAGUGCUGGGCCCUGGAGCGAACGGAAGAGUCCCUGUGUUGAGACCCUUGAAGUGUGCUGGUGUGAACAAGAAGACAGACACGCAGAAAGCCAUCAAACCUCACCUGAAACAGUGUCACCUGCCCACGAUCAACAGGAAAGGGGGCGAAUACUGAACAGCAUGCCCCCUGGUCACCCUCUUAGAGAGCAAGGGCAGGCACCAUGGGCAGGCUUAGGCCUCUGCAGCUGAGAAUGGAUGGGCCAGAGGAUGCCCUGUGUGCUGGUGGUCCUCAUGAUGCUUGGUGGCCCAGGACAUGCUGCCUAGCAGCCCGUCUGUAUCCACGACCUGAAGCCUCGUGUUUGUAACCCCAAAGCAGCUGUACCAAAUGUUCCAGUUUAAUAUAUUUGUAAAACCACCUCA